Molecule: messenger RNA, 1421 nt
Organism: Owenia fusiformis
Lineage: Eukaryota; Metazoa; Annelida; Polychaeta; Sabellida; Oweniidae
Source: the annotation of a GenBank genome assembly
AGAUCUGAUACGAGAAUGCAUUUUCGUCUGGUUCAAGGUCCGGGUUUGUCUCUUUUAUCGCAAAUCACUGCAAUAAGAGGGUGUGUCAGCGUUAAAUCGAUACAUAAACAUCCUUUCAGAUAUCAGAUUCAUCACGCUAUGAGUUCAGAAGCCAAGCCGAAGAUCUUCAUCACGCGUAGAGUUCCCCAAAAGGGAGUUGACCUUCUCAAAGAAAAAUUUGACAUUUUCCAAUGGAACAGAGACGAUCCAAUUCCAAGGGAAGAAUUGCUCAAACAGGUUGCUGGGAAAGAUGCACUCUUUUGCCUACUGACGGAGAAGAUCGACGAUGAAUUACUGGAGAUAGCUGGGCCUCAGCUGAAAGUGGUUGGAACAAUGUCAGUGGGAUACGAUCAUGUUGACAUUGAAGCUUGCAAGAAAAGAAAUAUCCCUGUUGGUUUUACACCAAAUGUCCUCACAGACUCCGUAGCAGAACUGACGGUUGCUCUUCUACUGGCAACAUCUAGAAGACUCGUUGAAGGUGUUGAUGCUGUGAAAACUGGUAAAUGGGGUACCUGGGGUCCAAUGUGGCUACUAGGGAAAGACCUAAAGGGCAGCACAGUAGGAAUAUGUGGUUUUGGACGUAUAGGGUAUGCUGUAGCAGAGCGUUUAAAACCUUUCAAAAUUGGCAAGCUUUUAUACAGUGACCAGGUUGAACUUCCAUAUGCUAAAGAUGUUGGUGCGGAGUUUGCUUCACAGGAACAGCUUUUGAAAGAAUCAGAUUUUGUUAUUGCGUGUGUUGCGCUUACUCCUGAAACGAAGGGAAUGUUCAACAAGGACUUAUUCAAGACAAUGAAAAACAAUGCAGUUUUUGUAAACACGAGUCGUGGCGGUGUCGUAAAUCACGAUGACCUCUAUGAUGCCUUGAAGUCAGGGGAGAUUUGGGGGGCAGGAUUGGAUGUUACAGUCCCAGAGCCCCUGCCUACAGACAGUCCACUGUUAUCGCUGAAUAACUGUGUCGUGUUACCUCACAUUGCUAGCGCAACGGAGGACACACGAAGUGACAUGUCAGAGCUAACAGCACGUAAUAUUUUAGCUGCUAUGAAUGGAGAAUCAAUGCCUGCUCAGGUGAAAUAACAUGUGACAUUUACAAAAUCCAUAUUAGGGCUUGUCAUAUCCCAUAAUGCACCUUGAUUCAUUGAGCAGACGGAAUCUAAGUUAACACACUUGCGAGUCACACAAGCAUUCUGUUUGCACAAAAACUAUAUUUUUAUCAAUAUUUAUGAUUGAGACUGAGAAUCAGUCCAUAUAUAUACAUGAAUAUAAAUAUAUACCUUUGUUUAUUCACAAACUCAAAAUGCAGUAUGCAAUGAUGUUCCUGACAAUAUGAAAUUUCUUUAUUUUUAUAAAUUACAUCUUGUGAAGAUGAAAUAAAAAUUAUGAAC